Molecule: messenger RNA, 493 nt
Organism: Arachis stenosperma
Lineage: Eukaryota; Viridiplantae; Streptophyta; Magnoliopsida; Fabales; Fabaceae
Exons: 5
Coding region: 2-493 (163 amino acids)
Source: RefSeq, a predicted model, not a curated record
CAUGGAUGAUAAUAAUGGAGAAGCAAAGAGAAUGGAAGAAGGUUUGAAUGGCUCUAUUGUUAUUGAUCAUGAUGAAAAGGACAAAACGGUCAUUUCUCAUGAGAAAGAUCAAGGAGCAAUGAAACAGAAAACAAAGAGAAUCGCAACACUUGAUGCAUUUAGAGGUUUCACUAUCGUGGUGAUGAUAUUGGUUGAUGAUGCUGGGGGGGCUUAUCCAGAAAUUGAUCACUCUCCUUGGAAUGGAUGCACAUUGGCUGAUUUUGUUAUGCCUUUCUUUCUUUUCAUUGUUGGAGUUGCCAUAGCUCUUGCAUUCAAGAGAGUCCCUAAGGUUAAAUAUGCUGUGAAGAAGAUAUUCAUUAGAACAUUGAAACUUCUCUUCUGGGGUAUACUUUUGCAAGGUGGAUACUCUCAUGCCCCUGAUGACCUUUCAUAUGGGGUUGACAUGAAAUUUAUUAGAUGGUGUGGCAUUCUUCAGAUGUUAAUGCAAUUAUGA